AUGAUACCAGCUGCUGAGGCCAAUGGCUUUCGACAUCUGCUCCGGCAGCAGUCGCCUCCUCGCGGCACCCCCUCGCAAAUCUUGUCUGCUCGUCUACGAAGAUUUACCCGGCACCGUUCCUCUUUUUCCAUAGUAGCAGCUCCCACAAGAAUAUUGAUCCCACGACACGGGCCGAGUCUCUCGGCGAGACUUCUGUCCCAGUUACAUGAGCCCUAUUUCGACACCUCGGCGCCUGCGAUCAAGUCGCGCCCAGAUUCUCCCUCUCCCAACGCGAAUCUCUUCGACCUGCUCCGGGCGGUCCAGUCGCAGGAUACAACCCAAAUACUGAAGAGUGUCAUAGCCCUAGCACGUCACCCACGGCCCCUUGAGGCGGCAGACGCAUUGCACAAGCUAUCACCAACUACGUUUUCGGAAAUUGUGCGUUCCCUGGAUCCCUCCCGUGUCGGCUGCCGUAGCGAUGCGACUCACGGUCUGCGACUCGAGAACGGUCUCGGCCAGUACAGCUCCCUUGCCUCGGUGGUCGAUCAAUUCGGUGUGCCUAAAAUCUACAAAAACACCUUUGAAUCAUUACGUAUUCUAUUCGGUCUGAGAUCCUACCAUGGCAACGAACCGUCACGACUCGACUAUCUAGUUCUCCUUAGAUGCGCCGGUGCUGCAUCCAACGUCCAGGCCGCAACAGAAGUUUGGCAUAUGACCAAGGGGGAAGAAGACGGCCGCCACAGAAAUGGGCAGGACUAUACCGAAUACUUCAAGACCCGGUUCCUCACAGACCCAGCCUACUCACACCAUGAUAAGAGUAGGCUGCGAAUGCGACCCCGUAAUUUAAAUGGUCGUAGGAAGCACUUCAACGACACCCGGCUUUUGUGGCCCCUUGAGAGACUGAGACUCAGCGCUUUUGCCAACAGGAGGUUCAGCUACGGCCGUGCCAGUUGGCAACCGACUCAUGACUUACAUCGCCUCCUCAGUCUGCCCGCGCCUGUCGAACGAAUGCGUUCUUUCAUCCGCCGCAAGCACAAAGUAGUGGACGAAGAGUUCUACUGCGCGUACCUCUUAGCAUGCGCACGCGCGGGUUCUGUCAGGGAGAUGACUCAAAUUCUCCGGAGAGUCUGGGAUAUCAGAAUUACGGACAAGAAAGAUCAUCGAGCAGCAACAAUCGUAAGUGGCAACAGGGCGGACAAUGGCAAGCGAUUACCCACGCCAACACAGCCUUUGAUCAACGCCAUCGUGCAGUCGUUUGGUUGCACUGGUCAUGUCAUUCUUGCCAAAAAACUGAUUGAGUACAUCUCUACAAGAUGGAGCAUCCCCAUACCGCCAGACACCUGGUCCUCGCUCCUUGAAUGGACCUACAUUAUAUCUUCUAGACCGGUCACUCGAGAGUACAAGACUUUGAGAGACAACGGCAGGACCGUUCGCGCGAGCGACGUGUUGGCCGUGUGGGACGCCAUGACGGCUGAACCCCACCUUGUCAAGCCCGGUUUUCACGACAUUGACCUUUACACUAGGUCAAUGAUUGCUUCUGGGAGACUGGACGAAGCGUGGGAUUCAAUAAGGCUUAGUUGCGCCGAGCACGACUCUCUAUGCGAGGAAGUCGGAACAGCUCUGUUCGAGAGCCUUUUCCCCUCGCCACCGCCAGCUUCAAUUUGUCGUCACCAGCGACUAAAAGCUCAACAACACUUGUCCUGGUACUACAUCCAACGCUCGUGCCAGCAAUGGUUGCGAGAAGCCAGCGUACGCUUACGCCGCGAGCCCUCGCUGGGAUCCCGGAUAAUUCCUCACUUUCUUCACGAUUUUCGCCGUUUUCUCCCUGAUCCAAUCACGUACUCGACGUAUGGAGGGACUGUAAGGAUCGCGAACCAAGAAACCGCUGCCCCAAGAAUCAGAUGGGUGAGGCAGGUUAUUCGCGCCGAGCCAACUGUGAGACUUGCUCCUGAUCCAAGCCGGCCAAAGGUUUCUACACCGGAGGGCGCUGGGGAGGACGUGAAGCCCGUACCUAUCGUCUCCGAGAUGGGCGACCAGGUCUACGAGAGCAUGGCAAUUACCCUGAGACGAUCGAGCCGACGAUUGGUCCGCCAACGAAGGGAGGGCAGAUUUGGAGAGCUAGAGCGUCGCCUACGAUUCAAGCUCAACAUAGCAGCCGACCAGGGGCUUGUUACCGGAGGAGAGGCGAUUCGCGGGGCCGGGGCUAUGAAAUCGCCCCUGUCACGAAAGAUCGGAUUAUUAUACCAGAAAGAGGUUUUGAAGGCCUUGAUGUGGUAG
Messenger RNA from Colletotrichum orchidophilum, 2256 nucleotides. RefSeq lists its product as uncharacterized. The record is from RefSeq and is a predicted model, not a curated record. The transcript has a single exon. Bases 1 to 2256 code for a protein of 751 amino acids. Lineage: Eukaryota; Fungi; Ascomycota; Sordariomycetes; Glomerellales; Glomerellaceae.